ACAUAAUAUACUCACAACGUGAUAAUUAAAAUUUAGUAUAAUCCACGACAUGUCGAAGUUACUUUUAUCCGCACUGAAGACUUCGGGCUCGUCACGGAUCUUGAGACGUUCGUACGCCACGUAUAGCUUAGAUGGUGUCAAGCCAGUUUUGCCAGAAAAUGACGAAUAUUGGAUUGCUCCUAAUGCGCAGGUGAUUGGUAACGUUCAUAUGAAGCGCAACGCUAGCGUUUGGUGGGGUGCUGUGAUUCGAGGCGAUACCGAUAGAAUCGAGCUAGGAGAGAAUGUCAACGUUCAAGAUAAUUCUGUCUUACAUACGGACGAAGGCAUAGAACUUGUCAUUGGAGAUGACGUUACAGUUGGGCACCAAGUCAUGCUGCACGGCUGCAAAAUAGGCGAGGGAAGCUUGAUCGGCAUCGGGUCCAUCAUCCUAAACGAUACUACCAUAGGUAAAGGCUGUCUAAUCGGUGCUAAUACUUUCAUCGGAGAGAGAAAAACCAUACCAGAUUACUCCGUUGUCAUGGGUGCUCCAGGACGUGUUGUGAAGACCAUGACUCCUGAACAAGCGGCCGGGCUCAAGGAGGGCGCGAAACAUUAUGUUGCAAACUUUCAACGCUUCAAAAAGGGGCUUGUGGAGUUGUAGAGGUUCGUAUUGACUAGCGAGGUGUGUUCUGCUGUGUUGUAGCGGCAGCUUGUGCGAGAUGGUAUGGCAAUGGACUGUCGGAAGGGGCUACAGGUAGAGUCCUCGCGCCAGGUACUGAAAUACUACGUCCGCCCAUCUGGAAGAAGUUAAAGCAGCAUGAUUAGAUUAUAAUCCAAGUCUUCCACUCCACCAGUAUUGACUUAACUAGGAGAUAUCGCGAAUAAGUAGGCUGAAGACAGGGCUUACUAUGUUCCUCGGCAUGGACGAUGCUGGCAGCCUAGUAUUGUAAUUCGAACUGCUGGAAGUGACUGAAGUCUGCGAUCCUCUUCGUUGAUCGCUGGGGGACAAAUUCGGUGUGCUGGAGUGACUCCCACUGUUCCCAAACCCCUGCUUCACGCUAUCUGCAAUCAUCAUCACUACGUGAGAGGCCGGGAAAUACCCUACCAUCCCGCCAACGCUGCCCUAUUCUCAAGAUAAGAGGACGAGUGGUGAUCAGCCAUAAAUCAAACGUUUGUGUAUAUCGAUAAACGAGCUGAAAGAUGUGUUGAAUUAUCUAUGCGGCAAUCGAACGCAUUAUGACUUGCAACUACGGAACAGAUAAACAUUACCUUCAGCCAAUCUUUCAGGCCAACCUCUGCUACAUUGCGAACAAUAUCUCCCUCCCUCACUGUUAGCUCUUUGUUGUUGAAGGCUCUGUAAGAUUUUAUUACUCUCGCGCAUAAGGUCGAUGUAGGCG
This is a messenger RNA of Sphaeroforma arctica JP610, 1376 nucleotides long. RefSeq lists its product as hypothetical. The record is from RefSeq and is a predicted model, not a curated record. NCBI's taxonomy places the organism in Eukaryota, Ichthyosporea, Ichthyophonida. The transcript has 7 exons. Bases 50 to 640 code for a protein of 196 amino acids.